This is a messenger RNA of Cladophialophora yegresii CBS 114405, 1311 nucleotides long. RefSeq lists its product as uncharacterized. Lineage: Eukaryota; Fungi; Ascomycota; Eurotiomycetes; Chaetothyriales; Herpotrichiellaceae. Gene Ontology annotation, molecular function: FAD binding. The record is from RefSeq and is a predicted model, not a curated record. The coding region runs from base 1 to 1311 and encodes 436 amino acids. The transcript has a single exon.
AUGACUGAGCCAAAUGGACAUGCAUCCACAUCCUGGACCAGGCCCAAACAGGUCGUCAUUGUCGGCGGCUCCCUGGGCGGGCUCUUCACUGGAGUAGCAUUGAAGCAACAUGGCUAUGAUACGACAAUCCUCGAAAGAACACCAACAAACUUGCUGGAGAACCAGGGAGCCGGGAUCGUCGCAGGUGGCGACACUCUGACAUUCUUUGAGCGCUAUGAUCGGUGUAAGCGACCCGUCGCUGUGCCGGCCCCGAGACGCAUGUAUCUCGAUCAGUCGGGUAAAGUUGUUCAAGACAUGCCCUUGAAGGGGACGAUGACUAGUUGGGAUCUCUGCUAUUACCUGCUUCGCGCAAAUUACGAUCACCAAGAGAGUGGAUACUGUAAAAUGCCCGGACCUCAGCCUGGGGAUGGUAAAAUCGAUUACCGUUACGGUUGUACAGUGACGGACUUCCAAGAGCAAGAUGGGAAGAUCAGGGUGUUCUACGACAAGUCCGAUGGGAGCACGGAAUCCAUUGUCGGAGACAUGCUGGUCGGUGCCGACGGUCCAAGCUCGCGUAUCCGAAAGAUCUUGUGUCCAGAUGUCGAGAGGAAGUACGCUGGAUACUGCGUGAUAAGAGGCACGGUGCCUGAAAACGAAGCCUCGGAAGAAGCGAAGAAGGUGUUUGUGGAGAGGUUCACUUUCUUCCACGCCCCCGGCAUCCAGAACUUGACCUACACGAUCCCAGGUCCCGACGGGGCGAUGGAGCCGGGGAAGCGCUUGUUGAAUUUCGUGUGGUACACCAAUUUUCCCGAGGGCGAGCAGGAGCUCGAGGAAGUCAUGACUGACAAGGAUGGCAAGCGCAGACGGCUGACCAUCCCACCUGGUAUGAUGCGUCCCGAGGCGUGGGAGAUGGUAAAGAAGCGCGGGCGAGAUCGUCUUCCCCCCCAAAUGUCGGAGAUGGUCGAAAAGACGAAGCAGCCUUUUGUGCAAUGUAUCACAGACGUGAUCACGCCGACUAACAACUUCUUCAACGGCAAGGCCGUGCUCAUUGGAGACGCAUUGGCUGGAUUCAGGCCGCAUACAGUAGCCAGCACAAGCCAGGCUGCAUUUGAUGUGCUCAUGCUGAUCGAGUAUCUGGAGACUGGCAACCAUGCAGAAUUCGUGCGGAGGACCAUGGAGUAUGCACGCCUGGUCCAGCAAAGGGGCGUGAGGAUUGGUGAUAGAAGCCAGUUUGAGGCGCUGCCGUUGCAGGAGUACAUUGAUGAUCGCACCAUGAUGUCGAUCCCAAGGCAGGAGCUCGAGUUUCCAGAGUGGACGCAAGUUAGAAUAUAG